AUGGGACACUUGGUUACCCUCGCAACCUGUUCCCUAAACCAAUGGGCUCUCGACUUCGAGGGCAAUGCGGAACGCAUUAUCGAAAGUAUUCGCCAGGCUAAAGCUGCUGGCGCCACCCUCCGUGUUGGUCCCGAGCUCGAGAUUACCGGGUAUGGCGUUCUUGAUGGGUUCCUGGAGGGCGAUACCUUCCUCCACUCCUGGGAGAUGCUGGCCCGCAUCAUUGACCAUCCGGACACCCAGGAUAUCGUGGUCGAUGUUGGAAUGCCUAUCAGACAUCGCAAUGUGAGAUAUAAUUGCCGGGUUAUAUUCUUCAAUAAAAAGAUCAUUCUCAUCCGCCCUAAGAUGUGGCUCGCAAACGAUGGUAACUACCGAGAGCACCGGCACUUUACCCCGUGGCAGCGACCCCAAGAGGUGGAAGAUUAUUAUCUCGAGCAGAUCGUCGGCAGCAUUACCGGCCAGUACAAAGUCCCAUUCGGCGACGCGGUUAUCAGCACUCGGGACACCUGCCUUGGCCUUGAGACCUGUGAAGAACUCUUCACGCCCAAUGGUCCCCACAAUGCCUACGGUCUUGCUGGUGUGGAGAUUAUCUCCAAUUCUUCGGGAAGCCACCACGAGCUCCGAAAGCUCGACACACGUAUCAAUUUGAUCACACAGGCCACCAAGCUCAGUGGUGGUAUCUAUUUAUAUGCCAAUCAACAAGGAUGUGACGGUGACCGUUUGUACUACGACGGCUGUGCUAUGAUUGUGGUCAAUGGUGAAAUAGUAGCUCAAGGGUCCCAGUUCUCUCUGAACGAUGUGGAGGUUGUCACCGCCACUGUCGAUAUUGAGGAUGUCAGAACAUACCGCUGCAGCGUCAGCCGUGGCAUGCAAGCAAGCAAGCAGUCUCCCUAUGUUCGCCUUGAUCUUGACACGAGACUGUCUCGUCGCGGCGAAGAUGCCGAUCCUGCUCUCACGAUUUCCGCGCCUAUCAAGCCUCGCUACCAUGCACCAGAGGAAGAGAUUGCCCUUGGACCAGCUUGCUGGCUGUGGGAUUACCUCCGUCGAUGCGGUGCCGCUGGUUUCUUCAUCCCCCUUAGUGGUGGCAUCGAUAGCUGUGCUACGUCGGUGAUUGUGCACUCAAUGUGCCGUGAGGUCCUCAAGGGUGUAAGGGAAGGCAACGAGCAAGUCAUUAAGGAUGUUCGCCGACUUUGUGCUAAGCCAGCCGACUCGGAUUGGCUUCCUACCAGUAGUCAAGAGAUUGCAAAGGCAAUUUUCCAUACGAGCUACAUGGGCACUCAGAACUCCAGUCAUGAGACAAGAGACCGCGCGAAGAGGCUGGCCGCGGACAUUGGCUCUUAUCAUAUCGAUUUCAAUUUCGACACCGUCGUGACUGCGAUCAUGACCCUCUUUACUGUCGUCACCAAUUUCCAGCCCCGCUUCAAGGUUCACGGCGGCAGUGGUGCCGAGAAUGCGGCCCUACAGAAUGUGCAAGCCCGCAUGAGAAUGGUUCUAGGUUAUCUCUUUGCUCAGCUGCUGCCAACUGUCCGUCAACGCCCUGGCGGUGGUGGCCUUUUGGUCUUGGCGGCAUCAAACGUUGAUGAAUGUCUACGAGGCUACCUCACCAAGUACGAUGCCAGUUCUGCUGACCUAAACCCAAUUGGUUCCAUCUCCAAGGUUGACCUCAAGAAGUUCAUUGGUUGGGCAGGCCGUAACUUUGACCUUCCAAUUUUGGAGGAAUUCCUAGACGCCACGCCCACAGCCGAACUCGAACCAAUCACAGAAACCUAUGUGCAGUCAGAUGAGGCAGACAUGGGCGUGACUUACGCUGAGCUUGGCGUGUUCGGGUACAUGCGUAAGGUUUCGAAGCUCGGUCCAUGGAGCAUGUAUGAAAAGCUUCUGCACGUCUGGGGCCACGAAUAUAGUCCUCGUGAGAUUUACGAGAAGACAAGGCACUUCUUCUACAACUACUCUAUCAACCGUCAUAAAAUGACAGUCAUCACCCCAAGCUACCACGCUGAGCAGUACAGUCCUGAAGAUAAUCGCCAUGAUCUUCGGCAGUUUUUGUACCCCUCCUUCACCUGGGCUUACAAGAAGAUGGAGGAUAGUGUCAAGUACUGGGAGUCCAAGGGCUGGAAUACUGGGAAAGCACAGAAGAAGAGUGUCAAGGCCGAUUGA
Messenger RNA from Penicillium maclennaniae, 2154 nucleotides. RefSeq names its product glutamine-dependent NAD(+) synthetase. The record is from RefSeq and is a predicted model, not a curated record. The coding region runs from base 1 to 2154 and encodes 717 amino acids. Gene Ontology annotation, cellular component: cytoplasm. Lineage: Eukaryota; Fungi; Ascomycota; Eurotiomycetes; Eurotiales; Aspergillaceae. The transcript has 11 exons. Gene Ontology annotation, biological process: NAD+ biosynthetic process. Gene Ontology annotation, molecular function: glutaminase activity; ATP binding; NAD+ synthase (glutamine-hydrolyzing) activity.